Ophidiomyces ophidiicola is the source of this 576-nucleotide messenger RNA. RefSeq names its product ubiquinone biosynthesis monooxygenase Coq7 (gene COQ7). The transcript has a single exon. Gene Ontology annotation, biological process: ubiquinone biosynthetic process. Gene Ontology annotation, molecular function: 3-demethoxyubiquinol 3-hydroxylase activity. Gene Ontology annotation, cellular component: mitochondrial inner membrane. The record is from RefSeq and is a predicted model, not a curated record. Lineage: Eukaryota; Fungi; Ascomycota; Eurotiomycetes; Onygenales; Onygenaceae. Bases 1 to 576 code for a protein of 191 amino acids.
AUGGUGCUGACGCAGCGGCAGCGCGAAUUCCUCGACGGCGCGCUGCGCGUGAACCAGGCGGGCGAGCUGGCGGCGACGCGCAUCUACGCGGCGCAGGCGCCGCUGGUGGUGCGGUCGCACGCGCACCUGCGGCCGCUGAUGCGGCACAUGUACGAGCAGGAGGCCGGGCACCUGGCGUACUUCAACGGGCUGGUGGCGAGGCACGGGGUGCGGCCGACGGCGAUGUACCCGGUGUGGGCGGGGGUGUCGACGCUGCUGGGGUGGACGACGGGGCUGCUGGGCCGCGAGGCGGCGAUGGCGUGCACGGAGGCGGUGGAGACGGAGAUUGGCACGCACUACAACGAGCAGAUCGGCGUGCUGCUGGAGUGGUUUGCGGCGGCGGAGCAGCGCGGCGAGACGGUGGACGGCGAGCUGCGGGCGCUGGUGGGCGAGCUGAAGCGCAUCCGCGACGAGGAGCUGGAGCACCUGGACCACGCGGUGGAGAACGACGCGAAGGCGGCGCGGCCGUACGAGCCGCUGGUGAAUGUCAUCCGGCUGGGGUGCCGGGCGGCGAUCAAGAUCAGCGAGAGGAUAUAA